Messenger RNA from Microthlaspi erraticum, 3543 nucleotides. The record is from the annotation of a GenBank genome assembly. Lineage: Eukaryota; Viridiplantae; Streptophyta; Magnoliopsida; Brassicales; Brassicaceae.
AUGGGACUCGAUCAGAACGAUCUAGAAAUGACGAACGAUGAGCACUUCGUUGACAAGCAAAAACUUUCAGCUCCUAUCAAGUCUACAGCAGAUAAAUACCAGCUCGUUCCCGAGUUCCUGAAGGUGAGAGGACUUGUGAAGCAACACCUGGAUUCAUUCAAUUACUUCGUCAAUGUUGGGAUUAAAAAGAUUGUUGGUGCAAAUUCUCGUAUACAUUCCACUCUCGACCCAAAUAUUUACCUAUGGUUUAAGGAUGUCAGAGUUGGUGAACCCUCGGUUUUAAGCGUUAACAAGCCGGAUCAAAUCAAUCCACACAUGUGCCGUUUAGCAGACACGACAUAUGCUGCUCCAAUAUAUGUCGAUAUAGAAUAUGUUCGUGGAAUUGAUGGACAACUAUCAAAACAUAUAAAGGACAAUUUAAUUAUCGCAAGGAUGCCUAUUAUGUUGCGGAGUUGCCGCUGUGUAUUAAAUGGAAAAGAUGAAGAGGAACUUGCAAGAUUAGGUGAGUGCCCACUUGAUCCCGGAGGAUAUUUUGUCAUCAAAGGAACUGAGAAGGUGUUAUUGAUACAAGAACAACUCUCAAAGAACAGAAUUAUAAUUGAUUCUGAUAAAAAAGGAAACGUAAAUGCAUCUGUCACAAGCAGCUCUGAGAUGAUGAAAAGCAAAACAGUUAUACAGAUGGAGAAGGAGAAGAUAUAUUUAUUUCUUCAUCAGUUUGUAAAAAAGAUUCCAAUUAUAAUUGUCCUAAAAGCUAUGGGAAUGGAGAGCGACCAAGAGAUCGUACAAAUGGUUGGAAGGGAUCCCCGUUUUAGCGCAUCACUAUUACCUUCUAUCGAGGAGUGUGUUAGUGAAGGUGUGCAUACACGACAACAAGCACUGGACUAUCUCGAGGCUAAGGUGAAAAAAUCAUCAUACGGACCUCGACCUGAGAAGGCUGGAAGAGCUCUAUACAUUCUCAGAGAGUUAUUCCUUGCACACGUACCUGUACGUGACAACAGUUUUCGUCAAAAAUGUUUCUAUGUUGGGGUGAUGUUGAGACGAAUGAUUGAAGCAAUGUUAAACAAAGAUGCCAUGGAUGACAAGGAUUAUGUUGGUAACAAGAGAUUGGAGUUAUCUGGGCAACUAAUAUCUCUUCUCUUUGAGGAUUUGUUCAAAUCGAUGAUCGCUGAAGCCGUUAGACAAGUGGAUCAAAAAUUUAGCCGAUUUGAUUUCUCACAAUGUCUUACUGGAGAGAAGCAUCAUAGUAUUACUCAUGGAUUAGAAAGAACCCUUUCAACGGGAGAUUUCAAUAUUAAAAGGUUCAAAAUGCAUAGGAAAGGCAUGACACAGGUCUUAACAAGGUUAUCUUUUAUUGGGAGUAUGGGGUUUAUUACGAAAAUUUCGCCACAGUUUGAAAAGUCCAGGAAAGUAAGUGGGCCUAGAUCUUUGCAACCUAGCCAGUGGGGUAUGCUCUGCCCCUGUGAUACCCCAGAAGGCGAAGCUUGUGGGCUUGUCAAGAACUUGGCUUUAAUGACUCAUGUCACAACGGAUGAAGAGGAAGGCCCAUUGGUUGCUAUGUGCUACAAAUUGGGUGUCACAGAUCUGGAAGUAUUAUCAGCAGAGGAGCUGCAUAGUCCAGACUCAUUUUUGGUCGUAUUCAAUGGGCUAAUACUUGGCAAACAUAGAAGGCCACAGUACUUCGCCAAUUCACUUAGAAGGCUACGGAGAGCUGGGAAAAUUGGCGAGUUUGUUAGUGUGUUCAUAAACGAAAAGCAGCAUUGUGUAUACGUUGCUUCUGAUGGUGGGCGGGUGUGUCGACCACUUGUUAUAGCCGAUAAAGGAGUAUCAAGAGUUAAACAACACCACAUGAAGGAAUUACAGGAUGGGGUUCGCACUUUUGAUGACUUUAUUCGUGAUGGCUUGAUCGAGUAUCUUGAUGUCAAUGAGGAAAAUAAUGCAUUGAUUGCUUUAUACGAAAGAGACAUUGCUACGGAAAUGGCAGAAGCAGCAGAAACGGUAAAAGCUGCAAAAGCAGCACACACGGUAAAAAAAUUAGCAGAAGAUGCGGAAAAAGCAGCAGAAGCAGUAGAAGCUGCAAAAGCAGCAGAAGCAGAUAAAAUAAUGGCAGAGACAACCCACAUUGAGAUUGAACCUUUCACCAUCUUAGGUGUUGUUGCUGGUCUUAUCCCCUACCCUCACCAUAAUCAGUCACCUAGAAAUACUUAUCAGUGUGCUAUGGGAAAACAAGCUAUGGGAAAUAUUGCUUACAACCAGUUAAACCGGAUGGACACAUUGCUUUACCUAUUGGUGUAUCCUCAGCGACCCCUUUUGACAACAAGGACAAUUGAAUUGGUUGGAUACGACAAACUUGGAGCAGGUCAAAAUGCUACAGUUGCUGUGAUGAGUAAUACUGGAUACGACAUUGAGGAUGCAAUAGUGAUGAACAAAUCUUCCUUGGAUCGUGGUUUCGGCCGCUGCAUCGUUAUGAAAAAACUUGUUGCUACGUGCCAAAAGUAUACGAAUAAUACAGUAGACAGAAUACUCAGGCCACAAAGAACAGGCCCAGAUGCAGAAAAGAUGCAGAUACUGGAUGAUGAUGGAAUUGCUUCUCCAGGGGAAAUUAUUAGACCGAAUGAUGUCUAUUUAAAUAAACAGAUCCCUGUGGACACAAGUCAAUAUCGUCCGGCCAGAGAGUAUUUCAAAGGUCCUGAAGGGGAAACACAAGUGGUCGACAGAGUUGCUCUCUGUUCUGACAGGAACGGCCACUUAUGCAUCAAAUAUAUUAUCCGACAUACUCGUCGACCAGAGCUUGGCGACAAGUUCAGCAGUAGGCAUGGGCAGAAAGGUGUAUGUGGUACAAUCGUUCAGCAGGAAGAUUUUCCAUUUUCCGAGCUUGGAAUUUGCCCUGAUUUGAUCAUGAAUCCUCAUGGUUUUCCAAGUCGUAUGACAGUAGGUAAGAUGAUAGAACUCCUUGGAAGUAAGGCGGGAGUUAGUUGUGGUAGAUUUCACUAUGGUAGUGCUUUUGGAGAAAGAAGUGGUCAUGCUGACAAAGUUGAGUCUAUAAGUGCAACCCUUGUGAAGAAGGGGUUUUCCUAUAGUGGGAAGGACGUGUUAUACUCAGGUCUCAGUGGCGAGCCAUUACAAGCAUACAUCUUUAUGGGGCCAAUCUAUUACCAGAAACUGAAACACAUGGUCCUGGACAAAAUGCAUGCGCGAGGGAGUGGACCACGUGUCAUGAUGACAAGACAGCCUACUGAAGGGAAAUCUAAAAAUGGAGGUUUACGAGUGGGAGAAAUGGAACGAGAUUGUCUGAUUGCGUAUGGAGCCAGCAAUUUGAUCAAUGAGCGGCUCAUGCUUUCUAGUGAUCCUUCCGAAGUUCAGGUUUGCAGAGAUUGCGGUUUAUUGGGAUAUUACAACUACAAGCUGAAGAAAGCAGUUUGUUCAACUUGUAAAGAUGGCGUUAACAUUGCUACUAUGAAACUCCCAUACGCAUGCAAGCUCCUCUUCCAGGAAAUCCAGUCGAUGAAUGUUGUUCCUCGUCUCAAACUCGAAGAGGCUUCUUGA